Molecule: messenger RNA, 1700 nt
Organism: Passer domesticus (house sparrow)
Lineage: Eukaryota; Metazoa; Chordata; Aves; Passeriformes; Passeridae
Gene: SPOUT1
Product: SPOUT domain containing methyltransferase 1
Exons: 13
Coding region: 38-1327 (429 amino acids)
Biological process (GO): miRNA processing; maintenance of centrosome location
Cellular component (GO): spindle pole centrosome; kinetochore; mitotic spindle
Molecular function (GO): miRNA binding
Source: RefSeq, a predicted model, not a curated record
UCAGCAGCGCGGGGGCGCGGCCGGCAGCGCGGGGAAGAUGGCGGAGGGCGGCGCGGGGAAGCGGCCCAGGGGCGCGCAGGUUGAGGACAGGAAGGUGGACUGGCGGCGCUGGAAGCAGGAGAGGAAAGCAGAGACGAAGAAAUGGAAGGAAAUGAAGCUGCUGAAGAAACUGGACAAACAGCGGAUGCGAGAGCUGGCAGAACAGCAAGCCCAGACGCAGGAGGAGCAGAAGGAGGACAGAGGUGAGACCCGGGUGGAAACAACCACUGCACUAGAGAUCUUUCUUAAGAGAAAACCAGUGAUUAAAGCUAAGAAAGAGAAGUUGCUUUUCCCCCACCCCGCGUGCACACUGGCACUGUGCCAGAGCCAGUCCACGACUCUCUGGUGCCUCUCCCCAGGCCAGCAGCACACGCUGAGCGUGGCCCUGCCCGGCUCCAUCCUGAACAACGCGCAGUCGCCGGCGCUGCGCUCGUACCUGGCCGGGCAGAUCGCGCGCGCCUGCGCCAUCUUCCGCGUGCACGAGGUCGUGGUGUUCGACGAGCACGGCGAGGACGUGAGGAGCGUGGAGGGGGAUUUUGAAGGAGUUGGGAAGAAAGGCAAGGCUUGUGUGCAGCUGGCUCGGAUCCUGCAGUACUUGGAGUGCCCUCAGUACUUGAGGAAAUCCUUUUUUCCAAAACACGAGGAUCUGCAGUUUGCAGGGCUGCUGAACCCCCUGGACAGCCCCCACCACAUGCGCAUGGACGAGGACUCGGAGUACCGGGAGGGCGUCGUGCUGGACCGGCCGUCGAAGCCAGGCAGAGGCUCUUUUGUUAACUGUGGGAUGAGGAAGGAGGUGCAGAUUGACAAACAGCUGAACCCUGGUCUGCGAGUCACCGUGCGCCUGCAGGAGCCCCAGAAUCCAGAAGCCAAAGUGCGGAAGGGCACCGUGGUGUCCUCACAGCACCCCUGGACAGUCUCGGGCUUGUACUGGGGUUACAGCGUCCGCCUGGCCUCCUGCUUGAGUGCUGUCUUUUCCGAGUGCCCAUUCAAGGAAGGUUAUGAUCUCUCUAUUGGGACCUCAGAGCGGGGCAGCUCCGUGGACCAGGUCACUCUGCCCUCCUUCAGGCAUGCCCUUGUUGUAUUUGGAGGCCUUGAGGGCUUGGAAGCUGGGGUUGAUGUGGACCCAAACCUGGAGGUCACCGACCCAAGUGUCUUGUUUGACUUCUACCUGAACACAUGUCCCAGCCAAGGCAGCAGAACCAUCAGGACAGAGGAAGCACUGCUGAUCUCUCUGUCUGCACUGAGACCACACAUUGAGGAGGCUGUGAAGACACCCAAAGACAGCUGAGGAAACGGAAACCACUGACCUUGCCCUUGGGGAGGCAGCUCUUCAAAUGUGCUGGGCAAGUACUCCAGGAGCUUGGAGGGACCAAGGCUGGAGUGACUGGAGCUGGCAGCAGUGCCCAGCUGUGGGGACCCAGGUCAAAGAGUGACACUCCUCUGAACACAGUGGUCUCACACAUAAGCAGUUGCACGCACAUGUCAAUGACACAGGUUAUACUGGUGUCACCCAGUUCAGCUGCCCUUUUUUCCAUAUACUUACUCCCUUGGCCCUUGGAUCCCCCCCUUCCCCCCCCCCUUUUAAAACCCUGUGUCCUCAGCCCCAUUUUGUCUUUGUCCCUGGACUCUUCAUGGCAAUAAACUGUGUUUGGAACUCUAAA